This is a messenger RNA of Sitodiplosis mosellana (orange wheat blossom midge), 8018 nucleotides long. RefSeq lists its product as uncharacterized. NCBI's taxonomy places the organism in Eukaryota, Metazoa, Arthropoda, Insecta, Diptera, Cecidomyiidae. The transcript is spliced from 7 exons. The record is from RefSeq and is a predicted model, not a curated record. The coding region runs from base 798 to 7505 and encodes 2235 amino acids.
UGCUGUGUGUAUGGUGUGUGAGAGAGUUGUUACUCUUUCUCUCUCUAUGUAUGAUACAUUAUGACGAAAAUGUGUGCUGUGCCGAAUUGCGAAAAUCAUACGUUAUUCUUAACGGCCGAUCAGUGAAUCGUGUGUCCAACAGAGAGUCACCGUGCUUCAUUACUGCAAACUAAAAAAACUGUUUCUCGCAAAUUCAAAACAAAAGAACAUUAAAAAUAAAUGUGACAAAGCGAGAAAGAUAGUUAGUGAGUGGUCAAGCAAACAAAAGGGAAACUGUACAAGGGGAAACGAGUCGAAUAGAGAAGCAAACACAUCACACAGGGAAAAAAGACCAGUUGAUUCGGUCGUUUUAGUUUCGUGCCACGAAUUCAAACACUCCGUUUUUCAGUGUGCAAGGGUCAACAUAUCCGUCAAAAUUAAUCAACCGUUAAAAAAAAAUUAUUCCUUCACGUUCACUGGACGACGUCGUUUUCUCUCUCAAUGCAUGUGUAUUGAGUGCAUACAAAACAAACAACGAAACAGUUUAUUCUUCACUUUUGUCACAAUAAAACCAUUUUGAAAGUGACUUUUUAUAUGACUGUGAUUCAUUUGGUCGUGGAUGAAAACUCGAUUACAGUGCCUGAAAGUGCUGUGCUUAAGUGAUUUUAGUGUUCGUUUCCAAUAAUAAUGAUCCGAAUCUGAUUAAAACGCAUUUUAAAUCUAAGCAAAAAAGGAAUAAUCCAAUUAUUAUGUCGAACAAAUGUGAAAAUAGCGAAUGCAUUUGAAAUUGUAACGAGUGUGAUUGAAAAGAAAUUAAAAUGGUAAAAAAAAUGGAUAACGGUGACCAAACCAAAACAACAGAAAAUCCGCCAGCACCUGAUCAAACGGAAUCGAAUAAGACGACAAUCGAAGAGACAGCAUCAGCUUUAGUAGCAGAAGUAGUAGCCGAAGCAGAAGCGGCGGCAGCAACGGCAGUGGCAAACGAGCAACAUGAUAAUCAAUUAAUCACAUCCAAUGUCAAAGUGGAAAUUGAUACCGAUAUUUCGGCAACGAGUCCCAUAGCUACUGCCACUGACACAAUUUUUGUGAAAGAAAGCACUGACCCUGUGCCCGAUUCCGUCGAUUUGGAAACAAAGGUUAAAAAUAGUUCGUUGCCGACCGGAUCGAAGCAAGUCAAAUUUUUGGACGCGGCUACAAAUGAAAAUAGUGCGAAUGACGGUUUGUCUGACUUGGAUGCGGCCCUAGAUAAUUUAAAUGAUCAAGUGACGAGCCUGUUAGACGAAGCCAGCGCAUCGAAUGUGAAAAGCAAUUCACCAGAUGCCCCGCUUGAUGAAGCAUUGGCCACAUUGAACAGCGAAGUGUUAGGUUUAUUGAAGGAAUCCCGUAAAAUACAAGACGAACUGAAAAAGGUCAGCGACGCGAAAGAUCCAGACUUAAAGGGUGGCUCGAGGUGUGGAUCAAGUCAAGGCAUCGAUAAAAAGGGCGCAAAUCAAUACUUCGAUUACUCACUGUAUCGUGAACGGAGCCAGAGCCCACCACCACAUCCCCUGAUCACAUACAAGUGGGAAGACAUUCGGCGUGACAAAGAAAAGGACGUUGAUGAACGUACAAAGCGGCCAAUCUGUGUUCUGAAUCGAAGCGACAAACCCAUUGAAGAAGAAAAAGACGAGGUGGAGAAAGAAAAAGAACAAGUGGUUGAACAUUUGGAUCGAGCAGAAGCGGCAUCCAUUCAAAUUGAACAACAAACUCUGGAAGUGCCAACAUCAUUGUUCUCCGAUCCGAAUGCACCAACCGACGUUCUUUCGUUCAAUUUCGACAAUAUUGAUACACAGCGUGCGAUUGAUUCGUACAGUGUGAAAAGUUCGGUGAAAAAUUCAUCGUCCGGCAUUUUAGAGGUGUUGCAAGAUCUUGAAGCGGAAGCAGAACGUGAAAAAGAGCGCAAAAAACUGAACGCAUCAACAACACAAUCACAUCAAGAUUUAACGGAGUUCAAACCAAAAGAAGAAUCAAAACGUUUUGCUCUUCGAUCAUUGUUGACGCGCAGCCAUUCGGCACCGAAGAAAGUGCAGGUGGCAAAAACGCGGGCCGACGAUUUGGAUCAACGGGAAAAAUCACCACCGCAAGUCAAAUGUUGCCAUCCAAUUGUUGAGAAAUUGAAAACAAUGGCCGAUAAGCAAUUGCAUAAGAAAGGUUCGAAAAAAUCCAAAACCACCAUCAAAACGGAACAAUUGUCGGAUGAAAAGAAAAUCGUACUGGCCGAACAAACGCAAAUCAUACGGUUGAAGGGAUCACCAAAGGCUGAUCGCAAGAAUGUAGCCGCCUAUCUGGAGAAACGUGACAGCGAUGAGGUUGUGGAAAUCUUACAAUUGGACGAAUCGCCGAGCGAAUCACGAAAAAGACGUGAGGAAAUUCGAAAGGUGGAAGAACACGAAAAGGAGCAUGAGAAAGAGGAGCAAACGCAAAGUGAGAAUGAUGACAAAGGUUUUGUGGUACCGAAAAAUGUGACCGAACCAACGGAUACGGAGCCAACGGUGGAAGAGCUUCUCGAAGAAGAGUUUAAAAAUGAUCCGCCGAAAAAAGCGCCACGCAAAACCAAAGAGCACAUUUACGAAGAGAUUGAAGUGCCCGGUGCCAUAACACAUUUAAACGCACACAAACUGAAGAAGCCAGGAAAUCUCUUUGCGAGUGCGGUACUACAUUCGGUUUUGAAUAAGGAGGAAUUCAAAGACGGACUGCAGAAACAAAAUGAAAUUGAAGAAGCCGAGGAAGCUGAGUUGGGACGAAUCGAAGAGGAUCAACGGAAAAAAGUUGAAGGGAUCAAAUUGGAAGAAGCUGACGAGUCAACGCAGAAAGAAUUGGCUAUAUCACAGGCGGAUAGUUCAAAAAACGCGACCAAACCGAUUCCCGAAGAAAUAAUCGAUUUGAAAGCAGCCGAAGAAAUUCAAACGAUCGAAACACAACAUCUCGAAGAAGUGCAAGAGCAAAACGAAAGUGACGCAUUUCCAAUAUCUGAAAUUCAAAUUAAAAUCGACGAAAGUGCUGAUGUUGAAAAAGUAGCGGUUGAAUCGGGCGAAUGUCCAUCACAGUCGAAGGAAAGUAAAAAAUGCGAUGGGAGGAAAGACGUCCUGGUGAAGGAAGAGAAAAAGGUGAAAUUUUCACAAUCGACGGAGGAAAGAUAUCAAGAAAAGUUAGCCGCCGAAAAAGGUCCCGACAAAGAGGAUGUUGAGCUACCGGAGCAUAUCAAAGUAUCCAAUCGUUGGUCUAACAUGAGCGAUCACGAAUAUGAGCCAAUCGGUGAACCGGUUGCCACCACAAAACCAGAACAAAGCUUUGAACGACCCGUUGUAAAAAUUACCGAACCUGAAUCACCCAUCACCGAACCACCACAAUCCGAUAUCAUUGUGCACGAGGAGCGCAUUAGCUUCGAUGGAACAGAGAGUCCAAUACGAUCGAUUACCCCAUACACCGAUAAUUCACGCACCGAAGACGUGCACACCAGCCAAAUUGAUGAUAGUGUCAUUGAAGAGUUGCCGCUGCGGCGUGAGGAUCGCAAAAAGAAAUCAUUUAUGACGAAUGCCGGCGAGACGACCAAGAAUUUACAGAGUAAAAUUUCCUCGAAAGCAUCAAACUUACGAACGAAAUUCAAACGUAGUUUGAAGUCAAGCGGUGGCAGUGGCGGCGGCGCUGGUAGUAGUCAAAAAUCGAGUGGCUCAAACUUGAAAUCAAGUUUGAAAUCCAGUCCGAAAACAUCACAAACCAGCCCCAAAGAGCGUAAAAAAUUCAAACGUAUCGAUUUUACCAAUAAAUUUAAAUCGAUUCAUAUGCCAAAAGUGUCGAGACCCGAAUUGCCCAAAUUCAAAAUGCCCGACAAAUUUAAAAUGUCACGCAGCGAAGCUCAAGCGACAGAUGCCCCAGUUACAACAACCACAGUUACAACCGAGGCAAGCGUCGAUGAACCGAGUGCAUUGGGCACAGCAGAUGGCACACCAACUGUAGUUAGUGUGGUGACGACAGAAGAAAUAAUUGAAACGAAAGUCGUACCGAAAAAACGCUUCGAAUUUGGCUCGUAUCCAAAGAUUUUCAAUCGCUUCAAAUCACAGCAACCAACGAAAUCCGAUGAACUGCCACAUGAUGUAACCGAUUUUGUGAGCGAAGACACCGAACGUGACACGGCCACACAGGCAUCAUCGUCUAGUUUUUCAACACAUUUUGCCACCGUACCGCGAACAGCAUCAAAAAUUAAGAACUCCCUGAUUUCCAAAUGGAAUAAGACAUCGUUUUCGCGAAGCGCCGAUCGUGAAGAUAGUGAAAGUAUUCCGCAGUCCGGAUCGCUUCCACGUCAUCAUAAUGAUGUGCACGAGGAUUCGGUUGAGCGUCGCAUUCGAUUGGCAUCGAAAAUGUCAAUGGAAGAUGAAGAAGAGCCGCUUGGCAUUUUGCAAACCAAAGAACAAAUCCAAUUGGCCAGUUAUGAUGAGGAGAAUCGUGCAAUUCAUGAAAUUUCACGGGCACGCGAACAUGAGUUUAAGGCAAGAAAACCGCUAACGCAUCAAGAUUCAGACAUAAUAUCGGAUGAGAGUAUUCGAGACAUUGAUUGGGAAGAAUGUGAGCGGAUGCGUAACAAAAUCAUGGGCGCACAACGCACCUUUGAAUAUGAGGAUGAUGUGCCAAAGAGAGAUUCACGGGGUCGACGCCUUCGAAACGAUUCGAACUUUUCCACCGAAGAAACACAGUCGUCGGGCAGCUCAGGCGAUCGGCGACGCACUGGUGUCAUUGAAGACAUCGACGAUGACGAAUUCUUCUUGCGACAACGUGGCGUUUCACAGGAUAAUGCCGAGAUCAGCAAGUACAUCAGCUCGGCCAUUCGUGAAGGCCAUGCAAGCUAUCCGUAUGACGAAAAUAACGCUGAUUUUCCAGACGAAGAAUAUCAGGACUUCACUGAACGGCCACGUAAACCAUUGCGACGACGAGCUGGUGGUUUCAAUCGAAGCUACGAAUCGUACGAUGACUAUCAUGACAAUGUUUCGGAUCAUGAAAUUCCCGUUGCAACACAAUAUUUUCCACGACACGAUGAUGAAAACAUUUUAUUCUAUGAUAAUGAUUUCGUCGACGAUAUGGAUCAUCCGAAUAUUUUGAGCCGCGAAGAGCACUUCGACUCGGAUAUUGAUAAUGAAGAACAUCCGGCAGUCAAACCGAAAGUGCCCAAGAGACGUCACAAGGGACGAGCUCCAACCAAACAGGACUCUAUUGAAGCUAACGAAGAGGUAUUGGUCUAUCGAAGUGAGCCAUCGUUCACGGUGCCAAUUGAUGAACCUUCUGACACUCACUUCAUUGUAAAACCCGUACGCAAAAAUCGAUCCAUUUCUUCAAAAUCAGACCUGGCGCCUGAUAACCAAGAGCCACUUGAUCGCGAACCGGAAACAAUCGAAAAAUACUCACCGAGUAACAGUCGAUACACCAUUGAUAUCAAAGAGACAAAUGGAUAUGCAACGGUGAAAAAGGAUCCACCUGCUCGGCCACCAGCACCGGCUCGUCGCCACAAACGUUCAACCAAAUCACAUGGUGGUGAUUCAUUGCAACCAGAUACAUCAAGGUCAAUUUUUAAAGAUUCACCAUUUCCAGAGCGACAAAAACGUAGCUUUAACGCACCAUCACGGCCGCCACGGAGAGGUUCAAGCUCGAGUUUGGUAGACCAGCACAAACCGCCAUCAAUUGCUCCAUCGGAUGGUACACAGUACGAGGAAAUUGACGAUGAUUUGAAUGAUGACGAAGAAAAUGAAUUUUAUCCACAUAAAAUGCAUAAUCGUCCAUUGCCACCGCCGCCACGACCACCAAGGGACAAAAGACGGCGAAAUAAAUCGAAUAUCGAUAAGAAAUUCGAUGAUAACGAUGAUGAUGCUGAGCAAAUUGUUGCUGGAUCAUUUGAUGAUUCCGAAUUUUCGACACGUGAAUUCGUUGGAGCUGAGAUGGCAACGCAAACCUCGAUGGAUAUUGAUGAUUUGUAUUUGAACGAUGAUGUACCAAUCGAAGAUAUUUCUACCGAACAAUGCACGCGAACGGUUGAGGAAAUUCUGCGAAGCAGCGAUGAACAACCGACCCAAAAAACAUUUCGAACGAGCAAUGAUAAUUUGGCGAAAGGGAUUCAAAAAUUCAGAGAAUCGAAUCAACGAUCGUAUUCAGAGCGAUCGCGUGCAUCAACGGAAAGGCAAUCAAGUCGGCCAAUAACCCCAUCUGCAUUGGUGAUUGAACAGCGAAUUACUCGAUCACCGGUUGAAAUGGAUGCCACUUUAAUUAUGCAACCAGUGGAUGAUCCACCGAAAGUUGAUUAUCGAACCGAUUCAGCAGAGAGUGAGUAUGUUCCAUACGCUGAUGACGUUGACGAUACACAUCUCGACACGGAAGACGAACGUAUAAUUAAUGCGGCUAUUCGACGAUAUCAAAUGCUAGGUAAUGAAUUAGAUGAACACAGUGCGACGCCAAGAGGAACAACACCAAAAGCAACAGAGGAUGAAAAUAAUUUGGAUGUUCGAACGAAAUCAACAAUCGAAGCACCACAACCGCCCCCAAGGAGAAAGUCUUCAGCAAACGCCACUCAAAUCACAGACACAAUCAAUGUCCCAUUGGCCGAACCCGAAACACUGUCAGUAGCAUCGACACAGGACCUGAAUCGAUACACACCCGAACCAGUUAAUGAUUUAUCCAGCGAAAACGUUGAACCAACACAUGCACAAGUUGAUUCAUUGACCGUGGUGAAUAUUCAAUCGACUGAAAGUGAAACCAACGAGAAACCAGAAACCAAACCAAUUGUUAGCAAUUUACAAAUCACACCGGAAGUCAUGCAAGUGAUUAUUGAACGCGUACGCGAAACGUUACCGGUUCAACCACCUGUUUCAGCACAACCAGCACUAGAGUCGGUUGAAAGCGAGCCAAAGCUUCAGGAAGAAAUCAUGAAAAAGGUUAUUACCGAAACAGAAACCGAAGCCAAAGAGAAAGCAAGUGAGGAGCCAAAAGAAAGUGAAGAGCCACCAAAGAGACCGCCAACACCGACUGACUACACGCCAACAUCCGAAAUUCCAGCUUCAUUCUAUCGACUACGCACCGGCAUUUCAGACGACGAAUCAUCAUUACCGCCUUCAGCAGUGCCAAAACAUAGGCCACGCAAACAUGCCCGCCGCCCCGAAUCAUCCUCCGACGAAGAAUGCAACCGUCGACACCAUCAUCAUCCACACCACAGCCAACAAUCAUCACGAAGUCAAGAUCUUUCGAUUGCCGACCUCAGUGGACAAUUGAUUCGAGCUUGUGGUCGUGCUCUCAGCUCGUCACUCAACACUGCUGGCCAUUCGCUCGUCGAUUUCCUUCGGAGUCUGACCAAAAAUCAGGAUGACCAACAAAAAGACCUUAGUUUAGUUUUGGUAAUUUUAAUCAUAAUCGUGGCAAGUCUAAUGAUGCUCGGUAUCAGCGGAGAUCGAUCAGUGCAUCAUCAUCAUUGGGACUACUUCAAUCCACCAGACAACCUUGGCAGACGCUAAAUAGCUCGCUUUGUUCCGUUUCUAUUUUAUUUUUCAUCGCACAAUCGAAUUCAAAAUCUUUAAUUGAUAAUAAUUGCGCCCCCAGAGAAACCAGAUGCUAGCGAUAUAGAAAAUAGAUUAAAUCAUUUUCAUUCAUUUAUAUAUUCACACAUUGUAAAUGGUUAUACUCUAAUUGCAAAGAAGAAAAGAAAACAACAAAGCAAAUAACGUUCAUGUUCAAAUACACAUACACACGCACCCAUUGUUUCUCAUUGGUUCAUUGAAAAUGUUGCAUUUUUUUGUUCAAACGAUUGAAGUCGAUUUUGGCAAUAACGUCAUUCUACUACUACUACUAAAUUCAUCAUUCAUGGACGAACAUUUUGACAUACAUAUACUUAUUUUUUUUUUCUUCUUUUUUUGGUUUGGUUUUUGAAAAUCGAAAAAUUCUCUACGACAAAAAAAAUGUUAAUAAUAAAAACACUUAAUGCACUCUGUUCUUUUUUUUCAAAUUGAAUAAAAAUUAAAAAUGAAAAA